AUGAUGCGGCUCUACACGGUUUCUUACAUCAUUCUGUCAUUAUUAGUAAUUAAAAAAAGUAAUGAAAUUUCAAGUCCUCUUCAACCAUAUACAAGUUAUCGAUAUUCAACUGAACUACAGCGUAAUGUAGCUGAUCUUUGGUGGACAGUAGAUGAAGCUCAGCAAGAAAUUACUUUUGAAUUACAUAUUAAAACAACAGGAUGGAUUGCUUUGGGUAUAAGCCCGGCUGGUGGAAUGAAAGGUGCCGACAUUGGACUUGGAUGGAUUGACCAAGAAGGUCAAGUUCGUUUUCAAGAUCGAUAUACGAGUGGUUUCUCGCAGCCGAUCAUUGAUAACACAACAACAGAUUGGUUCGCACUUAAAGGUCGUGAACAAAAUGGUUGGACAGCUAUUCAAUUCAAACGAUCUUUUGAUACUUGUGAUAAAAUGGAUGUUCCAAUUAAAUCUGGUACUAAUACUCUUAUCUUUGCGUAUGGUCUUGAGGACCCUGAUAUGUCUCAAUCAGAUGGCUUAAUAUAUUAUCAUGAUAAUCGAAGAGGUUCACGCAUUAUUCCUCUGCGAUCUUAUGGUAAUCCAUCAACAGAAGAAAAGUUUGCUGGUCUUGACUAUUUUGAAUUCAAAUUUGACAACUACGUUGUACCAGCAACUGAAACUACUUAUUAUUGCAAAAUCUACAAAGCACCAACCAAUUUUCGACAACGAAGACAUGCAAUUGCUGUAUGUGUUUCGUUCCUUCUCCAAGAACUCAUGAGAAUGGCUCAUAAGAAAAAUUCGAAACUUUCAGGAUAG
This is a messenger RNA of Rotaria sp. Silwood2, 789 nucleotides long. NCBI's taxonomy places the organism in Eukaryota, Metazoa, Rotifera, Eurotatoria, Philodinida, Philodinidae. The record is from the annotation of a GenBank genome assembly.